Penicillium brevicompactum is the source of this 6198-nucleotide messenger RNA. It is a transcript of the gene acyA, whose product is annotated as adenylate cyclase acyA. Gene Ontology annotation, molecular function: protein binding. Gene Ontology annotation, biological process: cyclic nucleotide biosynthetic process; intracellular signal transduction. The record is from RefSeq and is a predicted model, not a curated record. Lineage: Eukaryota; Fungi; Ascomycota; Eurotiomycetes; Eurotiales; Aspergillaceae. The transcript is spliced from 5 exons. Bases 1 to 6198 code for a protein of 2065 amino acids.
AUGCCGGUGCGGGAUAAUCAACCUGACAACCGUCAAGGCUCGGGGAGCUCUGGCAACAGUUGGAUUUCGCAGGAUACCGUACGGAAUCCCGGCCAGUCUCAAGACGAAUCGAAUGCCCUGCCCGGGGGUCGCAACGUCGCCCCAUUUCCCGGAUCAUUAAACAUGGAUCAAAAAGCCGGAUCCCUCGAAGCCCCCAAGAAUCGAUUGGGGAAACUCCGCGUGGUCAUGGGAUUCGCCCAAUGUCUCCCCCCCGAACAGCGCAAAGCCUCCGGAUUUAGCAACCACCGUGAAGCACUAAUUAUUCCAAAUAACAGAGAUAGCCCGCCUCAGUCCUCCGCUUCUAAUCCCCGACCUGCGCCUCUUUAUCCGACCCGUUUAAACCCCGAAGAGAUCGAAUCGAUUGCCCCAUGGUCCACACCGCUGAGCAGUGGACAUCAAGAAGGUGGCGGCACGUUUUAUCACGAUUAUUCCGAACACGAAGCUUCUCCUGCGUCACUCUCAUUCCGCCCCACAACGGGACGGACAAUAGCGAGUGAACCCGCCGAGUAUGAAUAUCACGGGGAACACCGGCGCCCAUCCGCUGCCAGCGCAACAACCGUGAGCAGCCAGGGAUCAAGAUCUAGCAUUAGCCAGAAGUUCCGAAAGAAGCACCUGAAGGGUCUGCUUGGAGAUGACUACAAUGCGCCCGGGGAGCUGCAAAACGAUGAUGAUGGAUCUCAGCAGUCGUCAAAUAGGCGCGGAGGGCCAGUUGAUCAACUGAAAGCGCGAGAGAGAGCAAACUCGGAUGGCUCACGCAACACCCCCGAUGGCUCUGGGUCACCACACCGUUUACAAAGGCCACGAGGGGUACCAAACCCUGUAAUGUCGUCAAAGGACAUCACCCCUUGGGAUUACCAAAAUUACAACGAUGUUUCACAGUUUGGAGCAGCACCGAUACAUCCCACGCCCAUUGGUCCCAAUGGGCAACGUCUUGCAACACCAGAACACGGCGGGACAGGACCAAGGGAUCCCGUGCGACGGGGACCUGCCAGGCAUCGCUCUUCAAGAAGCAAAGAGGAAAAACCGACUCUUGCUGGUGAUCUAGCGGGUUAUCAAGCUCGACCAGCCACCGGUAGAGAUGACGGUGGGCUGCGGCCGUUCAACGAGAAUUACCUCCAUUCAACAACCGACAUGAGCGACUCUACUGGGGCCGGAGGCCGGUCAUCUAGCCCUACCCCAAGUACCCGCAGUGCAUACCGGGAUCCCGAUCAAAGCUCACAACACACCAAAUUCGGCUUCAUCAAAAAGUUAAUCGGGCACGGAACCAAGUCGCAUGACCGAUCAAGGAAUUCUUCUCCGCCACGCCGUGAUCGGCAAGAAAGGAUGGAAAGGGCAUUGGAAAAAGGGCUCGGUCCGCGUCGUGGGUUCACCAAUCAAGGUGGGGACCUAUAUAACCCCAACAAAGAUGACAAGUCUCAUGAGGAGAACAAGCACUUCUUCCCUCUUGACGUCAACAUGAAAGAUAUCCAUGAUUUCGUGCGACCUUCUUCCCCGGGGCACGCGCAGCGCAUCAAGGACGGAACUGUCACACCGGGUGACGAUUCCAAAAUCGAGAAGCCAUGGAACGCUCCUGACAGUUGGGCAGUUAGGGGACCCAAUGACCCUAAGUUGGAUGAGGAACCGGUCCCUACCGGUCCACGUGAACGUGAAGCCUCCUUCUUCAUACGUAUCUUCCGCAUUGAUUCCACCUUUGCUACGCUCUCGGCUGGUGUGAAUGCGACAGUCUCCGAGAUUCUGCAAAUGCUUGGUAAAAAGUCGUUUUUGCAAGAUCAUCUCAACAACUACGAGAUCGUCCUUCGUAAGAAUGACCUUUCACGGCAACUCGAUCACAAUGAGAAGCCAAUCCAAAUGCAAAAGAAGCUACUUGAACAAGUGGGCUACGCGCCGAACGACAGGAUCGAAGACAUUGGCCGUGAGGAUCACAGUUAUUUGUGUCGCUUCAUCUUUUUACCGACUAAGCUCAGUGGUUAUAGCAGCCUUGAGACCGACCCUGGUUUCAACAAGGUGCAGAAAUUCAGCCACGUGGAUCUUCAAGGUCGCAGCCUUGUCACGAUUCCGAUCACGCUGUACGCGAAGUCAUCGGAAAUUAUCUCACUGAAUUUGUCGAGGAACUUGUCAUUGGAUGUUCCCAAGGACUUCAUCCAAAGCUGCAUCAAUUUGCGGGAAAUCAAAUUCAUUGGGAAUGAGGCCUCAUUCCUCCCCCUAAGCUUCAGUCUAGCUUCUCGGUUGACAUAUCUGGAUAUUUCCAACAACUGCCUCGAGGACUUGGAUCAUGCUCAACUCGAUCGGUUGACAGGCCUUGUCAGCAUCAAGAUGGCUAACAACCAGUUGACUAAGUUGCCCAGCUACUUUGGCAACUUCGCCUCCCUACGAAGUCUCAACAUGUCGUCAAAUGGGUUCAAGGUUUUCCCUGAGUUUAUUUGCAACUUGAAAAGUCUAGUUGAUCUAGAUAUCAGUUUCAACGGCAUCGAGGAACUCCCCGGCAUCGGCCGCAUGGUCACCCUUGAGCGUCUUUGGAUGACGAACAACAACGUUAGCGGAGCGCUAGAUGAAUCAUUCCGUGAAUUGGUGAAUCUCAAAGAGUUCGACGCACGUUUCAACUCUAUCACCAAUAUCGAUACUCUCUCUAGCCUUCCACGGCUGGAACAGAUUUACCUCGGUCACAAUUUCAUCUCACGAUUCAAGGGCUCCUUCCCGAAGUUACGAAGUUUACAUUUGGACCAUUGUCCUCUGACGCAGUUUGAUGUUGAUGCCCCCAUGCCAACAUUGAGUUCUCUCAACCUUGCUUCGGGCAAACUUUCUCAGUUCCGGGACACCAUUUUCGAGAAUUGCCCGAACGUGACAAAGCUUGUUCUCGACAAAAACCACCUCUCUUCGGUCUCGCCCCAGAUUGGCAAGCUGCGUCGAUUGGAGCACUUCAGCAUGAUCAAGAACCCAUUAUCAUCAUUACCUCCGACCAUUGGCUGCCUUGUGGAGCUCAAGCAUCUCAAUCUGCGAGAGUGCAACCUAACCUCGCUUCCAUCUGAGAUAUGGCAUUGUGCCAAACUUGAAAUCCUCAACAUUUCCUCAAAUAUCCUAUCAUCCUUCCCCAAAUACGGUGCUCCUGUUCCACUGGUUCCUGGUGAGCCUACCCACACGCCUGCCACUACGCCGGGCGUGACAGGAAACCCAAGUUACGAAGACAUCGGCCCACUGGAUGAGCCGGCUCUCCGUCGACCCAGUCAGACCUCAAAUGGGGUCAACAACUCUGUUUCGCCAAAUGGGUCUUACCGCAACCCUUCGAACGCUCAAUCCGUUUCUCAGCAAGGUGGUAGAAAGGUGUCGGCCACGGGUCGAUCGUUCACCGAUCCAAAUGCGGUGAUUCAGCUUCGCAUUGUCAAUCUCUCUUACAAUGACCUGACGGAGCUACCACAAGGAAUCCUCAAGAGAUGGCCUUUGAUCUCUGAAUUGUACCUCUCUGGCAAUGAACUGACUUCUUUGCCGUCUGAUGAUCUGGAAGAGGGGAGCAACCUCAAGAUUCUUCACAUCAAUGCAAACCGAUUCCAGGUGCUGCCUGCAGAACUUUGCAAGGUCAGCAAGCUCUCUAUUCUGGAUGUGGGAAGCAAUCACCUGAAGUACAACGUAUCCAACUGGCCAUACGAUUGGAACUGGAAUUGGAACCGCAAUCUCAAGUUCCUCAACUUCUCCGGCAACAAACGUCUGGAGAUCAAGCCUAAUAUUGCGUCUCUGGGUCCCCCAGCCGCUAACGGUGCGGAUCUGACCGAUUUCAACUCUCUGACCCACCUCCGAGUGUUGGGAUUGAUGGAUGUCACCCUCACUAUCCCUAUCAUUCCUGAAGAAACCGAAGAUCGCCGUGUCAGAACUUCUGCCUCCCUGGCCGGUACCCUUGCCUACGGAAUGGCCGACACCCUUGGAAAGAGUGAGCAUCUUUCAAUCAUCGAUAUGAUUGUUCCACGGUUGAAGCAAGACAAUGUGGAAACGUUGGUUGGCAUGUUUGAUGGUCAGACGCUCGGAACUGGAGGAUCUAGGGUUGCAAAGUAUUUGCACGAAAAUUUCACUCCCACCUUCUCCUUUGAGCUUAAGAAGCUUCAUCGCGAUCAGGGUGAAACCCCGCUUGAUGCACUCAGACGGGCGUUCCUAGCUUUGAACAAGAACAUGGCCGGCUCUGCUUACAGAUCAAUCGAUGACCGUGAAGUUCGACAAUACCACAGAGGUUCAAACGCCGCCAAGCUUCUCAACCAGGAUGACAUCCUGUCCGGAGGUGUGGCUACCGUUUUAUACCUGAACAACAUGGACUUGUACGCCGCCAACGUCGGAGACGCGCAAGCUAUCCUCAUCAGAUCCGAUGGUUCGAUGCGCACUCUGACGCAAAACCAUGACCCCGCGGAACCCAACGAGCGCGCCCGCAUUCGAGCUGCCGGAGGUUUCGUGUCUCGUAAUGGCCGACUGAAUGAUACGCUUCAGGUAUCAAGAUGCUUCGGUCAUUUCCCAAUGAUGCCUGCUGUCAUUGCGGCCCCUUACACCAUGCAUGUCGCUCUCACGGAGCAAGAUGAGAUGAUUGUCUUGGCAUCAAAGGAGCUUUGGGACUUUGUUACUCCCGAGGUUGUGGUUGAUAUCACAAGAAGAGAGCAAACGGACUUGAUGUUCGCAGCUCAGAAGUUGCGUGAUUUGGCCAUCUCGUUCGGUGCCACCAACAAACUGAUGGUGAUGAUUCUCGGCAUUGGUGAACUUCAGAAACGUCGUCCCAAACCACGUCCUUCUCUCAACACUGGAUCUUCUACCUUUGCCGAGGAGCAGAUUAUUCCAACCGCCAAGCGCCCCAAGAAGCGUGAUGGACCUGGAGAUUCGCGGCUGGCCCGCUUUGACUUCGUGGAUGCCCCGGUUGGUGAACUCGCCAUCAUGUUUACGGAUAUCAAGAAGUCAACUAGUCUCUGGGAGAUCUGCCCCGACGCGAUGCGCUCUGCUAUUCAAAUCCACAACGACAUCCUGCGUCGUCAACUUGGAAUCUUUGGUGGCUACGAAGUCAAGACUGAAGGUGAUGCUUUUAUGGUGGCUUUCUCCACGACCACUGCUGCUCUACUUUGGUGCUUCAACUGCCAAAAUCAGCUUCUGGAGGCGGAGUGGCCUACAGAAAUCCUUGACCAGCCUCAGUGUCGAACUGUGGUUGACAUGGACAACAACGUCAUUUUCCGUGGUCUUUCUGUUCGCAUGGGUGGCCAUUGGGGUGAGCCUGUCUGCGAAAAAGACCCAGUCACCAACCGAAUGGACUAUUUCGGUCCCAUGGUAAAUCGAGCAUCGCGUAUUUCUGCAGUUGCCGAUGGAGGGCAGAUUUUCGUUUCGUCUGACUUUAUGACCGAUAUCCAUCGUAAUCUUGAGACCUUUGCAGACGCUGAGCGCUCCGCGUCAACAAGCUCCACCGACAGCCAUCCCCGCGGUGAAAGUCUUGGUCACAACAUCCGCCGUGAGCUGCAACAACUCAACAGUCAAGGCUUUGUUAUCAAGGAUCAAGGCGAGCGAAAACUGAAGGGUUUGGAGAACCCCGAGCCUCUCUACCUUGUUUACCCCUCCGCUCUCUCUGGUCGCAUGACAUCUUCGGAUGAAACCCACGACGCAGAUAGCAACACCGCGACCAUGAAUCCAAACAACCAGCUUGAUAUCCAGACAAACGUCAUUUGGCGUCUCUGGGAGGUCACACUUCGUCUGGAGCGACUCUGCGGUGCUCUGGAGAAUCCCAACGAGCCAAGUCUCAGCGAGCCCAAUGUCACUCUCUUCAACAUGAUCAAGAGACAUGGUGGGGAGCUGAAUGACUCCACUGUCCUAAGCCUUGUCGAUCAGCAAGUCACUCGCAUUGAGGUAACGAUCAACACGCUUUCCAUUCGCCACAUGAUGCGACCCUUCAGGCCAGGCGACAGCCUGAAAGACCACGCCACUCCUAUCAAAGACGUUCUCCAGCAGCUAUCCACCCAGCUUGCCGAAUUCCAAGCCCUCAAGGCACAACUCGCCGGCGCUUCUUCCCACAAUUACGGCGGCUCUUUACCUCACUAUGGUAAUGAUACCUCGGAAACCAUCGAUAGCGGCAUCACCUCUGCGGCCUCAUCCUUCCUCCACCUGCCCGGCGAUGCUAAUCGCUCCUUCGACUCCGGCCGCGGCCAUCAUUGA